Messenger RNA from Kluyveromyces marxianus DMKU3-1042, 1563 nucleotides. RefSeq names its product phosphomethylpyrimidine kinase THI20 (gene THI20). The record is from RefSeq and is a predicted model, not a curated record. Gene Ontology annotation, cellular component: cytosol. Gene Ontology annotation, biological process: thiamine biosynthetic process. The transcript has a single exon. The coding region runs from base 1 to 1563 and encodes 520 amino acids. Gene Ontology annotation, molecular function: phosphomethylpyrimidine kinase activity; hydroxymethylpyrimidine kinase activity. Lineage: Eukaryota; Fungi; Ascomycota; Saccharomycetes; Saccharomycetales; Saccharomycetaceae.
AUGACCCAAUUCGAACACAAUAUCGAAUCUCCAUUGUAUCUGGGCACUCACUGGAGAGAAAGAAGAUUGCCCACAGUGUUGACUAUUGCUGGCAGUGACAAUAGCGGUGGUGCUGGGAUCGAGGCUGAUAUCAAGAGUAUCAGCGCCCAGGGAUGCUAUGCUAUGACUUGUAUCACUGCUUUGACGUGCCAGACGCCAGAACAAGUUUAUUCUUCCAUUUCAGUUGAGGAAUCGCAUAUUAGAUCGGUUUUGCAACACACUUUCCAGAGCAUGAGAUGCGAUAGUGUGAAGAUAGGGAUGCUAACGUACGAGGCGCUCAAGGCUGUUACCGGGGUGCUGGAAACUCUUGAGUUGGAUAUCCCAGUUGUGUUAGAUCCUGUGAUGGUCGCGACUUCUGGGGCCCAGUUGAGUUCUUCGAAAGUUUGGGACUCGCAAGAGAUGGACCAAUUGCUUCAGAAGGUGAGCGUGCUUACGCCCAACAUUCCGGAAGCCAAAGCGUUGUUGGGUGUGAGUUACUUCAAGGGCCAGUCUACAGACGAUUUCGUCCAGUUGGCUAAGCAGUUGAAGGAGAAGUGCAAGUGUAAUGUGCUAUUGAAGGGUGGUCACAUGCCUCUCGACGGUAAGAUCGUGGAUGUGCUGUGCUACAACGAUGAGGUCCACACGUACUUCAGCGAGGAGCUGACCUCGACCAAUUUGCACGGGACCGGGUGCACGUUGUCGAGUACCAUCGCAUCGCGAAUUGCGCGUGGCGAAGAUGUGCCUGUAGCGGUACAGAACAGUAUCCAGUAUGUCCACAACGCGAUUUUGACCGGAGAACACAUCGAAGUAACCGCAAGAGCCGACUCGCACAGUGCUACGUACGGUCCCUUGAACCACGUUUACGAGCUGGCCAACAGUGGCAGCGUGGCCACUGGCUCCGGAAAGCACCAGCAGGUUGGUUACGAAACCAUGCUACAAAUCCCGGAAGUGAAAAAGGCAUGGGACAGCUACAUCGACCAUGAGUUCGUCGCAAGAGUCAGCAACGGUACCAUAGACAUGGACAAGUUUGCCAAAUAUUUGAGACAGGAUUACCACUACUUGCAAACCUUUGCACGCAUCCACGCUAAACUAGCUGCGGAUGCCACCACUGAAAUCAGGUUCCAAAGUGAGGUGGCUGUCUUGCAGAACAUCAUCCAUGAGAUGGAAAAGCAGGAACGUAUCCUGGGGCCUGGCAUCAAGACCAACGUCAAGAGCCAGGAAAUGCUUGACUACACAAACUACCUCAAGGAAGUGGCCCAAUACGGCAAUUGGGAACAACUCUACACGGCAACCAUGCCGUGCUGUCUGGGCUACGUCAUAGCCGUUAGAAAAAUCCAAGACAAAAUAACCGUCACUGAGGAUUCCCAUCCAAAGCUGUACCAAUGGCUCCAAGAAUAUUUACGUGAAGAUUUCUACCAGGCCUCGCAAGAGGGAAUCAAGACAUUGGAUUCGAUCUUGAAGCAGUCCCAGGACCCAGCGACUUUGGUGAAGAUAUUCAAAGAAGUGUGUGAUUUGGAGACUAGGUUUUGGAACCAGGGCCUAUAG